AUGAGAUUCAACUCAGCUUGGGCCUUGAUGGCUGCUGCCACGAUCAGCGCGAUGCCUCAGCCUGUCUCCAAGAGAGACCCCUUCCCUCCUGAUGGAACCGUUGUGGGCGGUGUUCCGCACCGUCCUUUUAGGAUCAGGAGACAGGCAGCAGCAGCCCCAGCGACCCCUCAAGGCAACCAACUCAUCCCAGUAGUAGUCGGUGGCGCACAAGACACUUUCGUGCCGAACUUGAUUCAGGCUCAGGUCGGCGAUGUUGUCCAGUUCCAGUUCAGCAACGGUAACCAUACCGUAACACAGAGCGCUGAGGGCUCCGCGUGCCAGCCGCUACAGGCACAAAACGCUGCUGCUAUUCACAGCGGCCACAUCCCUUUCAAAGACGGUCAGGCCAUGGUCGGAACCUUCAACAUGCCAAUUGCGAGUGCCGACCCGAUGUUUCUGUACUGCGCUACGGGGCCGCAUUGUCAAGAGGGCCAGGUCCUGGUUAUCAAUCCCACCAACGCGAACCAAGUCGUUCAGUACUCCAAAUUGGCGGCGGCGGCAAAGGCCAACGUUGACGGAACUACAAUCUCCGGUGGAUCCGUCGGACAGAUUCCGCUGGCAAACGCGGCCUUUGUUCCGGCACCGGCACAACAGGGCGGCGGCGGCGGUGCGCCCCCUGCUGCAGCUCCCGCGGCGCCUGCAGCUCCCGCAACUCCUGCCGCCAACCCUGCCCAAGACCCAGCAGCUGCGCCUGCAGCUCCCGCCGCAACUCCUGCCGCGCCCGCUGCUUAA
Molecule: messenger RNA, 771 nt
Organism: Colletotrichum spaethianum
Lineage: Eukaryota; Fungi; Ascomycota; Sordariomycetes; Glomerellales; Glomerellaceae
Product: extracellular serine-rich protein
Exons: 3
Coding region: 1-771 (256 amino acids)
Source: RefSeq, a predicted model, not a curated record